This is a messenger RNA of Eptesicus fuscus (big brown bat), 2004 nucleotides long. It is a transcript of the gene USP21, whose product is annotated as ubiquitin specific peptidase 21. Gene Ontology annotation, biological process: protein deubiquitination. Bases 185 to 1882 code for a protein of 565 amino acids. Gene Ontology annotation, cellular component: cytoplasm. NCBI's taxonomy places the organism in Eukaryota, Metazoa, Chordata, Mammalia, Chiroptera, Vespertilionidae. The transcript has 13 exons. The record is from RefSeq and is a predicted model, not a curated record. Gene Ontology annotation, molecular function: cysteine-type deubiquitinase activity.
CCAACAAAGAUGGCGGUGGCCCCGGCGACGGGAGCGACCUGGGCGGCAGCUGCGCCUGAAGUGGCAGCUGGGCCUGCGGGGGUGCUGCACAGGGGUCGGGGGGGGCAGCCCUGAGCUGGGGCCUGGCCCCGGCCGGGCUCCCCCACCGCACCCCGAGGGACAGGUCCUGCCUGUGGUGACCACAAUGCCCCAGGCCUCUGAGCACCGCCUGGGCCGGACCCGAGAGCCACCUGUCAAUGUCCAGCCCCGAGUGGGAUCCAAACUACCAUUUGCCCCCCGGGCUCGCAGUAAGGAGCGUCGAAACCCAGCCCCUGGGCCGAACCCCAUGUUACGGCCUCUGCCUCCCCGGCCAGGUCCACCUGAGGAACGGCUCAGGAAACUGGAGCUGGGACGGACACGCACCUCAGGCCCUCGUCCCAGAGGCCCCCUUCGGGCAGAUCAUGGAGUUCCCCUGCCUGGCUCACCACCCCCAGCUGUGGCUCUGCCUCUCCCAACCAGGACCAACCUAGCCCGGUCCAAGUCUGUGAGCAGUGGGGACUUGCGUCCAAUGGGGAUUGCCUUGGGAGGGCAUCGGGGCGCUGGAGAGCUAGGGGCUGCAUUGAGCCGCUUGGCGCUCCGGCCUGAGCCACCCACUUUGAGACGUAGCACCUCUCUCCGCCGCCUCGGGGGCUUUCCUGGGCCCCCCACCUUGCUCAGCAUACGGACAGAGCCCCCUACUGCCCAUGGCACUUUCCGCGUGAUAUCUGCCCGGCCCUCCAAGCCUUUCUACUCCGAUGACAAGAUGGCUCAGCACACACUGCUUCUGGGCUCUGGUCAUGUUGGCCUCCGAAAUCUGGGGAACACGUGCUUCCUGAACGCCGUGCUGCAGUGUUUGAGCAGCACUCGGCCUCUCCGGGACUUCUGCCUGCGAAGGGACUUCCGGCAAGAGGUGCCUGGAGGGGGCCGAGCCCAAGAGCUCACUGAAGCCUUUGCAGAUGUGAUUGGGGCCCUGUGGCACCCUGACUCUUGUGAAGCAGUAAAUCCUACUCGAUUCCGAGCUGUCUUCCAGAAAUACGUGCCCUCCUUCUCUGGAUACAGCCAGCAGGAUGCCCAGGAGUUCCUGAAGCUCCUCAUGGAGCGGCUACACCUUGAAAUCAACCGACGAGGCCGCCGGGCUCCCCCAAUCCUGGCCAGUAGUCCAGCUCCCUCUCCACCCCACUGUGGAGGGACUCUGCUAGAAGAACCGGACUUAAGUGACAAUGACCGGGCCAACCUAAUGUGGAAGCGUUACCUGGAGCGAGAGGACAGCAAGAUUGUGGACCUGUUUGUGGGCCAGCUGAAAAGUUGUCUCAAGUGCCAGGCCUGUGGGUAUCGCUCCACCACCUUCGAGGUUUUUUGUGACCUGUCCCUGCCCAUCCCUAAGAAAGGGUUUGCUGGGGGCAAAGUGUCUCUGCGGGACUGCUUCAACCUUUUCACCAAGGAAGAAGAGCUGGAGUCGGAAAAUGCCCCAGUGUGUGACCGAUGUCAGCAGAAAACCCGAAGUACCAAAAAGUUGACAGUACAAAGAUUCCCCCGAAUCCUCGUACUCCAUCUGAAUCGCUUUUCCGCCUCCCGAGGCUCCAUCAAGAAAAGCUCCGUGGGUGUGGACUUCCCGCUGCAGCGCCUGAGCCUGGGAGACUUUGCCAGCGACCAGGCCGGAAGCCCCGUCUAUCAGCUGUACGCCCUGUGCAACCACUCGGGCAGCGUCCACUACGGCCACUACACGGCCCUGUGCCGCUGCCAGACGGGCUGGCACGUCUACAACGACUCUCGGGUCUCGCCGGUCAGCGAGAACCAGGUGGCGUCCAGCGAGGGCUACGUGCUCUUCUACCAGCUGGCGCAGGAGCCGCCCCGCUGCCUGUGAAGCCGUCACCCCGAAGCCCAGGCUCCCCCUUACCUCACAGACGUCUAUUUUUGUGUCUUUUUCACUGGGGAGGCGGAGGGUGACUGUAGCUCCCAUUUUUUUAAUUAAAAAGUACCCUUCCA